Messenger RNA from Pocillopora meandrina, 7470 nucleotides. NCBI's taxonomy places the organism in Eukaryota, Metazoa, Cnidaria, Anthozoa, Scleractinia, Pocilloporidae. The record is from the annotation of a GenBank genome assembly.
CGCAACUCGUUAAUUCUCGAAGCGGCACGAGCGACAUAAAUAAUACGACGUAAUUGUUUCAGAGCCCGCUCCUCACAUAGUCUUGUGAAAAUCUCCUCCUCGUCCUUUAGGUAAUAGCAAAAGCUAAGACUGGUUUACUCUCUAUCAGAGAGAAUAGCAUGUUGCGCAAAAUGGAAAUAUUUUGGACCGAAUUGAUCAUAACGACUUUGAUUUCUUUGAGCGUAACUGCGAUAUCAGAAGAGUUUAAGAUUUUCAGGACACGUCCGGAUGGAGAAGAUGGGUGGUUAGACGGUAGAGAUGGGUUUAUCAUUCCUUCAUCGCAGUGUCAAAGUGGACACAUAACAAAUUGUCGUCAAUUCCGCGCCGAUUUAAAGACGCCUACUGUCGAUCGAUGCGCUUGUGUAUGCCCACGUGAUAGAGCGACGUUUUUAUUCCAUAAUGGUAAAUGGGAAUGUUUGGACAACAGUCAAGUCCGAAGAUUGUUUGGUGAGUAAUCUUGCCGCAAGAUCAGUUCGUUAAUUAAGCAAUUAAUUCGACUACCGUGCCAAAAAGCUCCCUAACGCAGCACAAAUUCGAUCAUCCGUUUAUGAGAACCAAAAGUUCAUGACCCGACGGUGUAAUAGUAUUUUUUAUUAAUUUUUCACAUUAAUGUCAUUUUUUAGAUUAUUUUUUCGUUGUUUCCAUCAGCAAUCAUCAGUUUUCGGUUCUGUUACCCCCUUUGGUUUUUGCUUUUCCCGUUUCGGAUAUUCAUUUUUCGGUGUUAUAAUCGAGACUUAAAAAAAAAGUCUUUUUUAGAUUUUUGUUAUUCGCUUGUCAAUUCACAUGCCUCCUCAUUUUGAUCCUAACCUUUGGCGGUUUUUUUCUCUUGAGCCCUCGUUUUCCAGUUUAACGGGUCUAUUCGAUUGAAAUUCACGUUCAGCUAAACGGCUUUUGAAAGGUUCCAACCUUCCUCUCUUUAAAGAUGUCUUACUGACGUACAAUUAAAAAAUUUCUUUUUAUGAUUUCUGCAUCCAUUUGCCACGCUAAAUGAAGGUAAAAAUAUUUUGCAGCACAUCAAUAUCUUCUUUGGUAAGGGCAGUGAUCAGUGAAAAGCAAAAUCUACUGGCGGAUUUCCUUGAGUACGCCCGAGUGUCAUAAAACUCUUUAAUCUUUGAUAUUGCCAAAUAGUGUAAUUUAUUAAAUUAUUAUAUUAAAGAAAUUAGUUAAUUGUGAGAACUUUGAUAAGAUUUUAAAAUUCAAGCUAGAAGUUGGCAACAUCAUCGCCAAAGGAGAAUCAUUUCAACUCUUAAAUGACAAGGAAUUCAAGAAAGAGGAGACAUUCAUGUCACUGAGCUCAACAUUGCUAGAACAUUAUAAUUGAUUCGAGAUGGACCCUCAAAAAUCAGUAAAAUUAAAUUUGAAAGGGCUUUGAAAGGCAAUAAAUGAAAUUGCAUGAAAAAUAUUGGUCAUAAAAAUCCCAACAAUUUCAGUUUCAAAUGAAUAUAGAUUUCCUUCUUAAAAGGUUCUAAGCAAAGUCAUGCUAUCAUGAAUUCUACGGAUAUUCCCGGUCGAGUCAAUCCUUAAGAAUAAACCCUUGAAUUUUCGUCUCCUAAUAACUCGAACCAAGCUCCCAACUCAACUUACGAUUUCCCUUGUACAGCUGCCGUACUUUAUACCAAAAUUUUGCGAGGGCAACCCGAGCCCUGGGGAAAUCAAACCUCGUGGUUACUCAAACCGAUGUCUACCUCUGGAUUUCCGUCAAACAUUACUGUAAUUUUACCGUCGCUUACUUCGCGUGACUCUAUCGCGGAUUCAAGGAAAGCAAAAUUCUUUUCCCCUUAGCUCAUAUCUGAACAAUUUUACAACCAAUAACUCAGUCGAACUAUUUUUUGUCAAUUUGUCAGAAGUCAGAAAAAGUUGAACUCUACUUUUCAUUAUCUAAAUUCUUUUAGGAAGCACCGUGUACUUUUUUCGCCUUUUUUUGCAAUUAACCUCACACAACAUAAACCACUGAUCAUCUCCAUAUUUUACAAACAUCCUUCGUGAACCCGACCUUCAAGGUUUACUGUCGUGAUGCAUCACCGAGGUCAUCCAAUACAUUCCACUUGAGCUCGAGAGAGAUUCAGAGAUUGUAACUGCUUAGUAGUUCUAGAAUUUCCGGCAUUUCUGAUUAUAAGGUGCUAAGAUUGAUCGUGUAAUCACUGCAUAUCUUAUGUAAUGUAAAUGAAGAAAAUUAACCAAAUUGUGAAGGAAAUCUACGAUAUCAAUUAAUUUCCAGUAAAAAUUGGAAUUUUUCUUAGUGAAUCAUCAUGUCAAAACUUGGUAGAGGAUCGCACAAUUUUAAAAAAUCAGUUUGUAUCUAUUUUUAAAGUAAAAAUCAUAUGACGUUUAAACAUGGCUGUAAUUCUAAACAAGUGACAUGAGGUUAAAAGCAAAAUUGUCCGCAGAAACUAAAUUAAAACGCAAAAAUUAGAUAUCCAUGAGCAUCCAUGGAGAAGUGAAAUACAAGGCGCAGCAACAUUCUUUUUACUUAAACGGCCUCAGUAAGACUUAACUAAAUCAGAAAACCAACACUGAAUUUUUGACCUUUUGUCAAUGAGUGUCGCUCAUUGACAACAUUCACUGAGGUUUAAAGCUGCAGUGUAGAAAACCGUACACAUACAAAAUGUUUCCUUGAAAGACAAUGGCUCAUUAAUGGCUCACUGGCCACAUAUGGUAAUUGCACGUGGUGCUCUCAAGUUGUUUGGAAAUGCUUGUCUCCCAGUGGCAAAUGUAGGUAAAAAAAUUUAAAUCUAGUUACAGAGGCAUUUAAUUCCAGAGAUACGCUUGUAAGGCUUGAUUAUACCAUUUCUUACAGGACUGUUGUAGUGCAGAGUUCGAGAAUGGUGGCCCCCUGAAUGGCAUUGAAAACCCAGCCUACCUCAGUUUUCCUUUCUGAACAUGACGUGGCAAGUGCCACUUAAUGAAAACUAAGUUUUCGGUUGGACUGGGACUUGUCUCGUGUUGAUAAAUGCUGGAGGAAAGCUGAGUACCUCACAUAUUAUAUAAAUGUGAUGGAUUUAGUUCAACUCUGUGUUGCAGGAUGCCGGGAAUGAGGGGAUCUUAUGGCCACCUCUUUGUUUUAGAUAACGUAUUUGAUCAACACAAAGAAACGGCACUAAACAUAUUACAGAGGCCCCUGGCAAAGAAUCCUAAUUCUCAAUUUCAUUCACGCCUGAGUUCAAGGAAUCGAUAAAGUAUUAUUUUUUUAUUUAAAAGGAUUUCGCAAGCCCCCGUUCGUCACUUUCGACGGAGAACCAGCUACCAGUCCGUUAGGGAUGGUUAACGACACCGACAGUAGAAGAUUGAGUUUGUCAAAUGUGCAGAACUGCAAAGUAGACUCUGCAAAUUCCUGGUCUCUUGGAUGCUACGGUCCUGCAGCACAAUUUAGAAACAAGCCCCCGUUUACAGUCGAACAUGGAUCGGAUGUUACUGAUUUUCCAUUCUUUCUUUCGGUGAGACUUAAAAAAAUAUUCAUAUGUUGAGAUAGGUCUUGGUAUCCUAAAGAAAGCACUUAAGUACGAGUUAUCUUCCGAACCAAACGCCUAACUCUACCUUUAGACCUAAACUGAUCAAUCGAAAAUUGACAAAGGAUAGUUGCUUCUUGAAUUCAACAGCCAAGAUCAUCAAAGUGAAACUAACCAAUCAGUUUCCAUGAAUCAGAUUGACAACAUUCCAAUUAAGACACAGGUUUUCCUUUGUUUCGGAGGAUGACUUUCGCUAAGGUUGUCGAGACAAAAGUGUUUUUCUGUUUAUGUCACAGGUUGGUGUCAAUGGCGUGUCCAAUAAAUCUGAGUUCAAGGGAAAGAUUAUCAAGCUGGGUAUCUUAUGUAACACCCACACUAGCAUAGUGAGGUCGCUGCUGUUCAAGUAUGAAGGAAAUAUCAAUUGUAAGUCCCGGCAGAAUCCCUUUCAAUUUGCACUAUUUUUCAGCCUCAAUGAAAUCAGUGAUUUUCAAACCUAAAAUAUGUUUCUUGUUAAAAAAAAUUCAGGUAACAGCACACCACCCAAUCUUCCACCUCCACCCACGACUGAACCACCGAGUACCACCACGAAUAUACAGCCACCACUUCAACCAACAAAACUUACAGUCAGCAAGGUAGGCAACGUUUCUGGAGGGCGACCGACCGAUCCCGAGGGUCCACCGACCGAUCCCGAGGGUCCACCGAGAAGAGACCAGGAGCGGGAUACACAUGAUGGACCCUCAGUGGGUCUCAUCGCAGCAUUCAUCGUAUCUAUUCUCUUACUUACGAUUGUGAUUGGUUUCUCGUAUCUUGGAUCCCGUCAUUUCAGGUAAGCAAUCUAGUCAGGAAGAUUGUGUAUGAUAAGUCAAAUAAAGGUGUAUGGAAGUUUCGCUCCAUUGCAAGUUCGUCCCUUACCAGUUCGCAUCCAUCUUUACCAAUUCGCCCCCCUAAAUCUCCAGCUCGUUUCCUGGCAUAGGUUGAGGCGAAGUUACUACAUUUUAUGGCCAAAACUUUUUGAGAUAGGGGCGAUCUGGAGUCCUUCAGGCACCCUGUUAAAUUUCCUUUCUAUAAAUUCUACUCGAAACUUGAGAUAUUUUUAACACCUAUUGCCUAAGAGUUUAACGCGGAUCCGAAGUCGUAGGUAAAAAUUCCCAAUCAUCGUCUAAUAUCUUGAGGACCUCGUGAGAGUGCAAUAAGUUAUCAUUAAAACACUACGGCAUCUUAUAAAUGUCCUUAAUUUGCGACGCUGUAUUCUAGGAUCGAGCCUCGACUUAUCAAAACAUUUCUUCCUCAAUUUUGCAUUUUGCAUCUUAGAUAUAAUUUUUGCUAAUCCGAAAAUGCAAGCUACAACGUUAUAUUCAAACUACGCUUAGACUACUUUUGGUCUUUAAAUAUACAGAGUCACUGUAUGCAAACUGUAUUUAAAAAGGAGACUGAUUUUCAGAUACCCCUACACAAUAGCAUAAUUUUUUUUUGUCUACAGAAAGAAGCCUCAGUUGAGACCAAAAAAUGGAGGGAAAGAAGUAAGUUCUUUUUCUCCUGGGUAAGGGAUACUAGUUUUUUCCUCAAACCAAUGGAAGUAGUACUCCUGCAUAAAAGUCAAAAUUAUGUUCCGCCUAAAUCUAACCCUUACAGAAAGCCAAUCCCUUGAGAUCGCUUGAGAUCUUCUAACCCUUAAGAGAUGAUCGCUUUUCUGAACAGCGAACAAAUUGGAACUUCCAUGAUUUAAAUGAUGAUAUCACAUGAUCUAAACACAAUACUGUGCUUUUGUUUCCAUUCGAACGGUCUUAGGGUUACCCAUGACACAAAAAUCCGCGAUUUACAGGCUUAACGAAGCAAGACGUUCUUGUUAUACAGUCAGAAUUGUCUAAUAUUUUUCAUUACAUGCAUCAUAGGACGCAGAAACAGCAAGGCAUCGAGCCAGUUCCGCAUAUGAAGCAGAUGAUGAGAACGGAUACAAGGCGCUUGGAAUAAGAGGGCCUCGUAAGUAAAUAACCAUACUUAUGAACCAGCAUAUAAUUACAACCGAAACUUAACAGCAGGAAUAUAAAAUCACGGUAACGCCACGAAAUCUACGAUGACAACAGAGACCCAAUGCUUUACAAAGAUAAUUUGGUUUUAUCACCUGAGUUUCAUUAUGUAAUUGGCCACCAUAAAGAGUUUCUAAAGCAUACGCCCCUAACCUAAACCCUUCGUCAGAAUGACGAAAUCACCACGGUUGCCAAUUUGCAUUAUCAACUCAGUAGAUAGAACCAAACUCUCUUUUAUAACUCCCCACCAACUCAGCAACACGUUUUUUUUUUACAAACGCAACCCCUCUAUACUUUAACAGGAAACUGAAUCAUUUACAAAAUAAAUAACAGAGGUUAGUGACUCCGAAAGUUACAGCUACAGCUAGAGUUUGAAUUGACAACGGUAGUCAAAUUGACAGUGAGACUAAGUGGUUCAAUGGAUGAUCUCUAACCAAAUCGUGUUUCGAAUAAUAAACGAGCCGCGACAUUUGUGAAUUUUAGAGCAGUAAAAUACAUUCAUAUUUAAUUGUGAGAAGUGUCACUCUUGAUCAUUUGACACCGUGGUGUGCUAAGAUUAGCUAAGGUUGCAUGAGUCGCUGCCUUUGUUGAAAAGAUCCGACAUAUCUUGUUUUGCUUACUUCAACAAAACAUUUCCAUUUUUAGCAAUUUACACAUCAAACUAUCAAUCGCCGAAUCCUAAUAAGGCUCCACAUACAACUAUUGGUGACCUCGGUGGAAGACGUGUAUAUGCUUCCUCAAGCACGGCUGAGGAACGCAAUAUGCAUGACCACGGAGGUAAAAAGACAUCAGUACCCACUUUGGACACUAAAGAUGUAGUCUACAAAGGACCCUGAUUUGGACCCUAAUCUCAGGAGAGAACAGAGUGGUCCUGUUAGAAUAAAUCAACUCGUAUACAAUUGUAUGGAGGACCUAAAGGCAAGGAGAGGAAAUAACAUGGACCCAGAUUCAGGUCUUGAACAAGAUCCGGACUACAAGGACCCUGAUUACAGGGAUCCUGACUACAGGGACCCUGACUUGGACCCCGAUCUCAGGGACAAAAAGAGAGGUCCUGUUAGUGUAAAUCAACUUGUAUACAGUUGUGUGGAAGAGCUUAAAGUCGCGGUAGCGAAAGGACAUAAACACGAUGACGAAAAUGAUGCUCAACGAGAGCAUCAUGGCUUGGAUGGACGUAGUCUUAAUCACUCAGCGAGACCCAGUCAAAAUGGUACCACGCCUCGAGAUGGUAGCGAUGAACUUUACCGUAAUCUUUCAGCGAAACCUAGUCAAAAUGGUACCACGUCCCAAAAUGGUCGUGUUUUGAGUAAACGCUAUUUUGAUCGUUCUUCGAGAGCCAGCGAAUAUGGUUCCAUGUCCAGGGAUGGUCAUCACAAUGGUUUGGAUGGAUAUCAUCUUGAUCGUGUUGCAAGACCCAGUAAAUACGGUUCCAUGUCUUCGGAUAAGAAAGUCUACAAUUACACUUUAGAAAAGUAUCUUCCACCACCAGUUCUACAUGAACUUGAAGAUUAUGAAACGAUGCACCCACAAGUCUCCAGUGCAUUAGAAGAGGAUGAAGAGGAGGAAUCCAGGCAAAAUGGCCAUACUUAUGACGCAGCUUACGGCACCACAAAGUUCUAAGAAGCUGUGAUUUCAAUGACCAAUCAGAGCAAAAAAAAGCAUCACAAGAAGCCAAUAAAAAAAUUCAAUAAAAAAGCAAGGUUACCACCGAAUACCCUGUUCACGCGAGCUACAGACAGAGCCGUAAUUGGUGUAACUCUUGAAUCGGAUUAGUUGAGAAGAUGGUGCGAGUUUGUGAGACCAUUGUUAUCCUAGAUCACAAUCGUUGGCAAUUUGAAAAUUGUGCUUUUGAUCUCAUUCGACCAAAUGGCGGAUAGAUGACCAGACAAUUACAAGUCAACAACGUAACUAUAUUAUUAUUGUCUCAGUAGGUUUGUACUGAAAGAGAUUAUCUAUAACGU